Nannizzia gypsea CBS 118893 is the source of this 984-nucleotide messenger RNA. RefSeq names its product WW domain containing oxidoreductase. The transcript is spliced from 4 exons. Bases 1 to 984 code for a protein of 327 amino acids. NCBI's taxonomy places the organism in Eukaryota, Fungi, Ascomycota, Eurotiomycetes, Onygenales, Arthrodermataceae. The record is from RefSeq and is a predicted model, not a curated record.
AUGCCUGCUCCUUACAACACCAACACCACAGUUAAUGAGCUCGCCUCUGAUUACGCCAGCCUGAUCAAAGGCAAGGUCAUAUUAACGACCGGUGUCUCCCCAAACUCCCUCGGAGCGGUCUUCGUCCGGUCUAUCGCAGCAUCUGAGCCAGCAUGCUUAGUACUUGCAGGUCGUAACGUUGAGAAACUGGCCCUGACAGCUGCAGAUAUCGCUACUUCUCAUCCUAUAGUCAAAGUGCGCACUCUGCAGGUCGAUCUAGGCUCCCUAGAGAGCGUUCGUGCUGCUGCUGCUGAAGUAAAUGGCUGGGACGACCUCCCUGUUAUUGACGUACUGGUCAACAACGCCGGGAUCAUGGCCGUGGACUACAAGCUCUCGCCAGAUGGAUACGAAUCCCAGUUUGCAACCAAUCAUCUAGGACCAUUUCUGUUCACGAAUCUUGUUAUGAAGAAGAUCAUGAUGGCCAAGGAACCCAGAGUCGUGGUUGUUAGCAGCAGCGGCCAUAGAUUACAUGCGGUUCGCUUCCAUGACUACAACUUCGAUGAUGGGAAAACAUACGACCGCUGGCGUGCCUAUGGGCAGAGUAAAUCCUGCAAUACUCUCUUUGCUCUCUCCCUAGCUCAAAAGUUGGGCGUUAAGUCCGGUUUACAAGCGUUCAGUCUUCAUCCAGGUGCCAUCUUCACCAACUUGGGUGCCCACCUAGACUUGGAGACGGCACCGCAGGAGCUUGCAAACGCGGAUAAGGAGCUGGGUAACCCAGAAGGUUGGGAAGAGAUGAAAUUUAAGUCGCAGGAGGUGGGUGCUGCCACCCAUGCCUAUGCAGCCUUCGACCCCAACCUUAAAGCUAAUAAUGGGGCAUAUCUGCUUGACUGCCAUGUCGCGGAUCCCAUGGUUGAUACCGUCAAAUCGUGGGCAACAAGCGCCUUUGAAGCAGAACGGUUGUGGCGGCUGAGCGAGAAACUGGUGGGGCAGGAGUUCCCAUACUGA